UUGUGAAUAGCACAAUGGAAGAAGCUGGACUUUGUGGGUUAAGAAGGAAAGCAGAUAUGUUGUGUAACUCUGAAUCACAUGAUAUUCUUCAACAUCAAGACUCAAAUUGCAGUGCCACAAGUAAUAAACAUUUAUUGGAAGAUGAAGAAGGCAGUGACUUUAUAACAAAGAAUAGGAGUUGGGUGAGCCCAGUGCACUGCACACAAGAGUCAAGAAAGGAGCUUCCUGAGCAAGAAGUAGCCCCUCCAUCUGGUCAGCAAGCUUUACAAUGCAACAGGAACAAAGAAAAAGUCUUAGGAAAAGAAGUUUUAUUAUUGAUGCAAGCCCUAAACACUCUUUUGACUCCAGAGGAGAAGCUGGCAGCUGUCUGUAAGAAAUAUGCUGAUCUUGGAAAUUCACCUCUUCUAUAGAAGAGUUUGUUUUGAACUAUACGAUUUGAAACAAAAUUCUUUUUUUGGUGACUAUGGAAACAUUCUCAACAGGGAAACCCUACUAGACUUUGUAAAGCAAAUAAUGGAAAAGAUACAGAACUUUUUGAAGAAUCAUGGGAAAUUUUUAUAAUUAAAUAAAUGCUAAAAUUCUGUUUUGUGAAACAUUUAUGGGAAUUAUCACUGACAGUUUUUGUACAUUUUCAAAUAGUGUUAAAGCAGCAACUCCAUAUUGUAAAUGCACAAAACAAAUAUUUAGCUGAU
Pan troglodytes (chimpanzee) is the source of this 692-nucleotide messenger RNA. RefSeq names its product putative gamma-taxilin 2 (gene TXLNGY). The record is from RefSeq and is marked provisional. Gene Ontology annotation, molecular function: syntaxin binding. The transcript is spliced from 3 exons. The coding region runs from base 15 to 410 and encodes 131 amino acids. NCBI's taxonomy places the organism in Eukaryota, Metazoa, Chordata, Mammalia, Primates, Hominidae. Gene Ontology annotation, biological process: regulation of cell cycle.